Stylophora pistillata is the source of this 1716-nucleotide messenger RNA. Its product is annotated as vacuolar fusion protein CCZ1 homolog. Lineage: Eukaryota; Metazoa; Cnidaria; Anthozoa; Scleractinia; Pocilloporidae. Gene Ontology annotation, cellular component: Mon1-Ccz1 complex; intracellular membrane-bounded organelle. The record is from RefSeq and is a predicted model, not a curated record. Gene Ontology annotation, biological process: vesicle-mediated transport.
GUAUUAGGCAUAGAUUCUCUCGAAGAAGUUCAAAAUGGCAUCCAUGAAAACAUCUCCAGGUCUGGUCAAUUUCUUUAUUUACAAUUCCACUUUCGGACCUAAGGAAGGAAUGGAAAAGGAGAAGAUUAUUCUCUACAUCCCAACUGGCGAAGACCUCGACAGGAAAAUAAAAAACAUUGGCCUUUGUGAAGCAUUGGUUAAGUUCACCCAGACAUUCUCACCAGAAAAACCCUGCAACUCUUUGCACACACAGAAAACAAGACAGGUCUUCUUCGAAGCAGAACCAGAAUUCUGGAUGAUCAUGACAGUAAGCAUUCCCUUUAGUGAGAAGAUGGCAAAGGAUGGCAAGAUGUUUGUUGAAUAUCAUGAUGAAGAUGUUUUGGAUUCUGUACUAGAUGGCGUAUUAAAACAGGCAUACAAAAUGUUUAAGCUUUUCAAUGGAACAUUCUCCUACCUUUUGAAGACCUACAACAUUGAAGCUCUACGCAAGAGAGUUGAACAUUUCUAUACCUCUUAUUUACAGACCCUUAACUUCUCUCAGUUUGAUCUUCUGGAUGUAUUUUCCGGGAUCAGUUUUCUACCAUUAGACAAAAACACCUUUUUAAGGAUACAAUCUUUUAUUAAUGUGAUUGAACAUACAUUCAGCCAAGUAAGGUAUACAUCCUUCCUUUAUUCGGAAAAACUUGUCUGGAGUGGUCUUGAACAAGAAGACAUGCGUACCCUUUACAAAUACUUGGUAACAAGCUUAUUUCCAUCCACGGUAGACUUAGAGAGUAUGGAAAAUCCAAGAUCUCAAGGCUAUGUUGUUGUUCCACCCAAGUCUCAUCAUGGAAGGUUCAUAACAGGUCCCACUGAAUUGGGUGAUGUUCCAACACCAAGACCUCCACCAAAGAUGUUUGUUAACACAGAUUCUGAGCAAGAAGAAUUAAUAUUAGUGGUGUAUAAGGCACUUGAAGCAACAAUAUGCCUGAUGGUUUCUGGUCCAUACCCAACUUUAGACUUUUUUAAGAAGAUUGACAACUUCAUUGGUCCUCAACUAACAACGCUGGCCAAUAUUAUUGGUGAGCAAAGUGCCAAGAAACAGCAAAGCUCAGACCAACAAUAUCGCUAUCUGUACUUCAACCACAUGAACCUGGCUCAGAAGACAUCUGUUCACUCCAAGAAGUCGUCAGUUCCAUGUGUUGCACCCGAGAUAAUGAGGCUUAUGGGAGACAUAAGUGCUGACUUUGCAAGUUUUCAGGAGGAUGGUGAAACUUUUGUGAAAACCAUGUCAGACUGCUGGAUUGUGGGAAGAAAAUCUGACCAACGAGAAUUAUUUGUGAUCUUAAAUCAAAAGAGUGCCAACCUUAUAGAGAUUGAUGAGGAAGUCAAGAGAUUGGGUAUCACACAGUUUAACAACAUCUUCUUCCUGGACUAGUGUGGAGAAAAACAAGGGCACCACAGAUAACAAAGAUAUAAUGGCAGCCUCCAGGAAAAAUGGUCACUCAAAACAGAUGAUUUAACUACAAAGAUGUAGACUGACUUUUUUGUUAGACAUGGAAAUGUUGCUCAAAGAAACAGUAGAACACUUGGAGCCUUGGCAUGAAAUGAAACAAGAUUUACUGUCAACCUUGUAGGGAUGGGAAUGGAAGCCUAAUGGCAUUAAAAAAAAAUAAUAACAAUUUCUAAUGGGAAGAAGAACAACUUCAACAAAAUUAACAAAUUGGUGAAAAUUUU